This is a messenger RNA of Chironomus riparius, 1788 nucleotides long. The record is from the annotation of a GenBank genome assembly. Lineage: Eukaryota; Metazoa; Arthropoda; Insecta; Diptera; Chironomidae.
AUGCCAACACGUAGCAGCGCAAAAAUCGAGAAAUCAACAUUAAAUCGUUGCGAAAAUCUUCAACAAUACUGCCUCAAUUCGUCUCUACAUGGAUUGCGUUAUAUUGGCACAACAAGCUUAUCAGCUUUCGAGAGGAUUUUUUUUGGUGUUUCGUUUGCCUUUGUAUUCGUACUUGCUGCAUAUUUCAUAUCAAAUAUUUGGCAAAAGUGGAAUGAUAGUCCUGUUAUCAUAUCCGGUAAUCCAAUAACAACAAAAAUUAAGGAUAUUCCAUUUCCAGCUGUAACAAUUUGCAAUAUGAAUCAAGUAAGAAAAAGUUUCGCCAUAAAUAUACGAUCGAAACGUGACAAACUUAUUUUGGAUAGCAUCUGUACGAGUGGUGAUGGAUUAAAAGACAAUUUGACAGACUUUGAAGGCAAAUGGUCAUACGUAAGGCAAUUCUUUCUAAAUGCAUCCCAGCCAUGUCAUCAAAUGAUACAAUUUUGUAAGUUUGGUAUGCGUAUUGUGAAUUGUGACGAAAUCUUUACGACUGUUUUAACAGAUGAGGGUCUGUGUUGUACAUUCAAUGCAUUCCAUCCAAAAUUAAUGUUCAAGACUUUUGAGGAGGAUGAUCACAUUGACAAUACAUUGAGUGACUUUCCAUACGCAACAUGGAAUCCAGAGAAUGGAUAUAAUAAUGUAAAGCCACCAUAUCCUCGUCCGGUACCGGGAGCGGGAUAUCAUUUUGGAUUAUCAUUACUUCUCGAUGUUGACGUUGCCAAUUAUUAUUGUAGUUCAACGAGAUCGUAUGGAUUUAAAGCCCUUCUACACUCGCCAGUUGAAACAGCGAAAAUGGCAAAUUUUGGAUUUUUCAUUUCACCAGGAUUAGAGACAAAAGUCGUAAUAACACCGAAAAUAAGUGAGGCAACAAACUUAAUACGACGCGUACCAAUGCAACAACGACAAUGUGUGUUUGCGAGUGAAAAUAAUUUAUCAUAUUAUAACAUUUAUUCGAAAAAGAACUGCGAGAUGGAAUGUAAUUCAAAACUAACGGAAAGUGAAUGUGGAUGUACAUUAUAUUUUAUGCCGAGGAAGUAUGACAAUGAGAGUAAAAUUUGUAGUAGAUUGGAAGCGCCAUGUUACGAGAAUAUUAUUUAUAAAAUACAAAAUACAAUGAAUGGCAAUUUAUCAUGCAAUCAUUGUUUACCAGCAUGUUUUGAGAUAAAUUAUGGACGUGAGAUAUCUUCCUCUAUCCUGGGAACUGGAAGUUUCCAAACAGUCGAACCUCAACUUUCGAGAGUUUAUAAUGCAAACUACAUACGAGAUAAUUUAGCAGUUGUUCAUAUCUCAUUAAAUGAGAAUGCUUACAGUGGAAAUACAAAGAAUGAAUUGAUUGGAUUUACGGAAUUCCUUAGUAACACCGGUGGACUUUUAGGUCUAUUUAUGGGAUUUAGUGUAAUAUCGCUAAUGGAAAUCAUUUAUUUUCUAUCGUUACGUCCAUAUUGCGCAUUGAGACGUGCCGAUGUCGAUGAAAAUGUGCAACAACGUAAUAAUCGAAAUCAUGUUAAUGUCCGUUUACCAAAUAAAAAAAAUUUCUUAUCGAGUCAUGGAAUUAAUGAUCAUUAUGGACGAAAUGAUAUGUUUAAACGUAAAUCCUCGGCAAUAGCUACAACUGUAAGCAUUUGUGAGGAUUUACAAACGAAAUUUAUAUCUGGAUUAAGAAGUACGAGACAAAAAGCAUCGAAUACUUGGGUCACAUUGAGUGAAAUUUAUAGAGAUGAAAGUCAAGCGCCAUAUCCGUAUCUCAAUUGA